This is a messenger RNA of Oncorhynchus keta (chum salmon), 4179 nucleotides long. RefSeq names its product sperm-tail PG-rich repeat containing 2 (gene stpg2). Lineage: Eukaryota; Metazoa; Chordata; Actinopteri; Salmoniformes; Salmonidae. Bases 411 to 2132 code for a protein of 573 amino acids. The transcript has 14 exons. The record is from RefSeq and is a predicted model, not a curated record.
GGGGUCCCUCCUUUUGAUAUUGCCUUCCAAUGAGGUAACAAACAAUUAUCCUCGUAAUAGCUGAUACAUUACAGAAGUUAAUGUUUUGCUUUUUUGCAUGUUAUAGGUUCAACCACCGUGCGAUAAUGAACAGCUUUUAGAAUCAUUGUAAAGUUCCAUCUCCAUAAUCCUUCCAUUGUUCAACGGGUGAAACGCGACUCCAAACUGGCGUAGUCAGUGUCUAAGCAACGACGCACAAUAACAUUGUAGCACCGAAAAUAAAUAAUAUUUUUUUUUGCUCCAUUAGGAUUUUUUUUAAUUUUUUUUUACUAUCUCCAAAUUACUGAGGGAAACGACAAAAAACGACGUCUACGAGGAUUUCAUUUGACAUUUUACCGAGUUGUUUUGUCUUCGCGUCAUUCCUGGUGAAAAUGUAUGGGCGCGCUCCUAGAGUUACCUAUCUCACCGUGGGCAGCACCACGUCUGAAGUUGGGCCAGGAUCAUACGAGGUCAUUCAAUUCAAAAGCAACAAAUCAGAUGGCUAUGCUCCGUUCCUCUCACUCUCCAAACGGCCCUCUAUGUUCCACAGAUCCAGCAAUGACAAAGCCUUGCCUGGACCGGGACAAUACAACAGCUCACAUAGCAAGGAUAACAUUCUGGGAGGACAAAGUCUAAAGAAUCGAUCAAAGCGGUUUGAUGAGGUGGUGUCAGAAGUCCCGGGCCCUGGAACGUACAACGUUCGGCAGGCAGCAGGAAACACACUGAGGGGAGCUGAGAGUGAGCCUCCGGGGAAGAGACGCACUAAGGUGUGGCUUCGGGGUGUUCCUACUCGCCUCAAGUUCCUGCCACAGCCAGACAUUCCUUCCAUCCCGUCACCUGGGCAGGCCUUUGGCUAUGAAGACAAUGGACAGGGAUUUCUUUGCAAGCAAAAGGCACCAGAAAAGGAUGAUACAUUAGGACCUGCUUUCUACAACCCAGUGGUGGCAGAAACCAGCUUCUCUCUGAAGUACAAAGGCGUCCAUUUUGGGAAGAUGACAGGGAAGCGAGGCGAGGUGAAGGGAGAAGAGGGCCCUGGACCAGGACAAUAUGAUCCUGAAGAGUAUUCCACGACGGAGUACGAGAACGUCAAUGUGAGGAAGGGGCAGAAGAGUCGGGCCGAGCUGGUCGUCCCACGCUACCACGAGAUUGUGACCUUGCAGGAGGAGAAGAAGGGAGUGCCAGGUCCAGGCCAGUACCACAUCAGGAGUCAGUUUGAGAAGCCGAACAGCCCGUACGGCAAUCUACCUGUCUUCAGCCCUCCUUUCCUCUCUCAGGCGCAGCGGUUCAGUCCUGUGAAGGAACUGGCUCCUCCUGUAGGUAUGUACAAUGACCCGCGCUGUGCUCUGGAGAUCCUCAAGAAGACCACUGGAAUGCAGAGAAAUCCCUUUGGUCUGACUGCUGUUCGGUUCCUCCCUGACAGCCGGAAACAGUCCACUCCAGGUCCUGGUGCUUAUAAUAUGUUUGAAUAUGGCCUGGCCCAGGACAGCAUAAAAAAGGCUUACCUAGAGAGUACCAGGAAGGGAGGCUUCGGCUCGACAGCCCAACGCAGUCUCGUGUUCCACAAAAAUGAAGAGGUCCCUGGGCCUGGCCAGUACAAGGUGGAGAAGAAGACAGAGGAGCUGUACAAGAAGCAGCACACAGCAGCAUUCAAGUCGGCCACAGAACGACUGGCCAUAUCCCUGGUGGCUAAAGACACCCCUCCUCCCAGCUCCUACAACGUGCGGGAGUCUUUUGAGAAGACGUAUGGCCGCGCCUCCUUCUCAGAACCCAGGAGCGAGGGGGGCAGGAGACGCCAGAGCUCAUUCCUGAGCGCAGCACCCAGACACUCCUCCUUCUUGAGCUACGAUCCGGACUUCCCAGGUCCAGGUCAGUAUAGUCCUGACAUCAAGUCCAGUCCCCAGAUGGCUCUGAUCGUGUCCAGGGAGGAUCGCUUCAAAGGCCCCAAGAACACCAACCCCGGCCCAGGCACCUAUGAGCUCAGCCCAGCGAUCAUGGACACGGUUCUGAAGGGCACGUUCAACGUAACCCUCAACAACCCGCUGAGCAACCACUACCCUGCCCCUGACCUAUUGAGCGCCUUGCCGCCGCCGCCGCUCACCCUCAGCAGUGUAUAGAGCAGGGUCAAAGGGAGCUUUUUGGAGGAAACCACAGACUGCCCUGAUGUUUCAGCAUUGGGAAAUACAAUUCAAAUAAAUAGAUGUUAAACAAUAAAUGUUUAUUUUACAUUAAUUUGUAAACACAUUGAUAAUUCUUCAACAACCUUUAGAACAGGGAUAAAACUAGAUUUAGCUGCAGGCCAAUUUUUUUCUGAGCGGGUGGUCAGGACAUUAUUUUUUAUCAUUUAUACACUGCAAAUUGAUUGCAAGUAAGCCCGAAUAAGAUAUUGUAUUUGACAAUAACAUGGUAAUUUCUUACCUUUGAUUACACAGAGACACGCCCACCAUGUCAUUUCAACGUGGAUUCAUUUGGUAAUAUUUGGUUGAGACGUUGUUCAAUGAGAUUACAACCUAUAUCCACCCACUCAAAAAAGACAGCCAAAAGUUAGUUGAAUGUUCCAAUGUGUUAUCACUGUGCUUUCAACCAUCUAAAUGCACAACCAAAUUCCAAUGGAAAAACAAUGUCCAACAUAUCAAUGAUCAAUUUGUAGACCAACUAGAAUUAAAGCCAGACUCAGUCAGUAUCACAGAUGGAACUAUCCAAGCAGAAUAUACAUAUAUUUGGUUGUGUUGACAACCAAACACAGUUCAAUACCCAGUUUGUCUACAAAUGAAUAACCGAUCUGUUGGAUUCACAUCUCCAUCUCAACCAAAAGUCACAGUUAAAGAAUAGGACUAAAUAUAAUCUAAUUUAAUCAAACUAUAAAUUCACUUUUAAAGUAAUGUUUUAUUUGAAUUAGUUGUAUUCUUAACGUAGAUUUUUGGUUGAGAUUGAGAUGUGAAUCCAACGUAUAAAUGAUUAACAUGAAGCUUACAUUUGAAAUCAACACGAGCCUGAAACCCUAGGCUUACUGUAUAUGUAUAGUCUAUUUGUAGUUGAAUCCUGGGAUGAAUUGAAACAAUAGCUGUUGAUGCCUUUGUAAAUAUUAUACAGGCCUAAAUAGUAUUAUUGGUGAUAUGAGUAGUAGGGUAGCUGUAGAUAGAUCCAUUCUCCAGUAGUCAGUCUUGUUGAAGAUCUGACGUUGUUUUAAAGCUACAAAUUCAACAUAUUUUAUAAAAGGUUUGUCUAUGUUGACAUUUGGUUAUUAAUAUGAUGACAUAAUACUGUGGGUAAAAUUUCACCCUUUUUCAAAUCCAAUGUAUUUUCCACCACAGGAGGUUGGUGGCACCGUAAUUAGGGAGGACGGGCUCGUGGUAAUGACUGGAGCGGAAUCAGUGGAACAGUAUCGACUACAUCGAAUACAUGGUUUCCUUUUGCUCCAUUUCCAGCCCUAUUCCCCAUCAUCCCAAAUGGCGCCCUAUUCCCUAUAGUGGACUCAUUUGGAACAGGGUCUCUAGGGCUAUGGUCAAAAGUGGUGCACUAUGUAAGGAAUAGUGUACUAUUUGGGAAGCAGGCCUUGUCUUAUUCUAGGCACUGUGGCCAACACUGGAUUCGUUUACAUUCAGCCACCAUACUUCUAAGUAGUCUGAAUAUGAAAUAGUAAGUGAUCCCUCAGUUCAUAUCCCAAAGCUCAUCUUACCUUGGAUAUUGGGAUAGUAAAAUAUAGAUGGGUGUGUGAGCUCCCUGCUCAUUAUUGAAGCUGAAACGAUUGAUAUCCACAUCCAGGAUAUUUAUUUAACCAGGCAAGUCAGUUAAGAACAAAUUCUUAUUUUCAAUGAUGGCCUAGGAACAGUGGGUUAACAGCCUGUUCAGGGGCAGAACAACAGAUUUUGUACCUUGUCAGCUCGGGGAUUUGAACUUGCAACCUUUUAGUUCCUAGUCCAACGCUCUAACCACUAGGCUACCCUGCUGCCCCUAUCAUGUCCAAAUUGUACUGUAUGUCUAUUUUGUUGGCAGAUAAAAGCAUGUGUUUUUUUUCCCUGUCCUUAGUUUUCAUCCUAUCAGUGUUGUACUGUAUGAGAAUGCCAUGGGGGACGUUGCCCUUUCAAAUAGUCACGACUACCCUUCAGGAGAUCCUGAUCCACAGACAGAAUGCUCCCUCUCACAGAGAAGAGAUUUAUCCUC